AUGCCGAGCCACACCACCACGACGGCAGCAAAGAGACUCCCCUCUGCCCGGACGAUCUCCAACACAGUGGAUGCACUUGCAGCCAUUGACGAUCGCCGUCAAUCCAAGCGUCAGCGAUACUCGAUUGAGUCCAAUGAUGCAACUGCUGAGGACAUUGACUCUGCUUCGCCCGUAAUGGACCGGUUCAUUGCCGCCAAAGGGAUUGAAGUCGUCCACGCCCUGACCAACUUUUCGGCAUCCGAGAUCAACACGUUGUGGACCAAUAUCAAGACGUUCGUGACGAAGAACUGGAACGUCGGGAGUGGACGCAAGUGUCCGCACGCGGGUACAUGGGACAUUCUCUCCGCCAGCUUCGACGAGAGUGCCGCCACGUUCAGCACCCGCAUCCACAACUUCGUUCGCGUCCUUCACCCGUACUUGAUACGCAAGUACAUCGAUGAUCAAGGCAUGAAGUGGACGAUGCAGCAACUUGCUGUCGCUGGCCUCCAGUUCACAACCCACAAGUCGGCGCUGUAUGCAGUUGAUGUGACGUUCCAGCAGACCACUGUCCCGGUGGUGGAAUUCGGCGAAAAGAAGACGUACUUCUCCAAGAAGCACGGGCUCUAUGGGCACAGGGUUGAGGUGUCUGUUGCACCGAAUGGCUUGGCGAUCAAUAUCACGUAUUGCGCUGUGGGCAGUACGUCGGACAUCGAAAUGUUCAAGGUUAACCUGGGCUUUCACUCGGCGCAACUGGAGAAGCAACCCAACGAUACCAAUGUCAGCGACACCGAGAUGCUCCGCGACAAGUUUCCGAACCAGUGGGCAGUCCUUGCGGACAAGGGAUAUCAAGGCAUCCAAAAGUACGUCCGUGGUUUCACGCCAGUCAAGCGUCCCCCGCACGGUCAACUGACGAUGGAGCAGGAGCGGGCGAAUGCAAAGCUGUCGUCGGACCGCGUGAUUGUGGAGAACUUCUUUGGACGGCUCAAGACGCUGUGGGGUCUGGUGUCGGACAAGUACACAUGGAAGCGGGAUGAGUACAACAUGUACUUUCAGACUUGCGUGGCCCUCACGAACAUCCACGUUCGGUUCAAUCCAUUGCCGAAUUUGGACGGUGAGGGCUACAAUCAGUACAAGAACCGGCUGCUCUCCAUUGGGAAGCAAGAUCAAGUCCAAGAAUGCUUCGUCCAAGGCGAAGUAUCGUGA
Aphanomyces astaci is the source of this 1182-nucleotide messenger RNA. RefSeq lists its product as hypothetical. The coding region runs from base 1 to 1182 and encodes 393 amino acids. The transcript has 2 exons. The record is from RefSeq and is a predicted model, not a curated record. NCBI's taxonomy places the organism in Eukaryota, Oomycota, Saprolegniomycetes, Saprolegniales, Verrucalvaceae.